GUAGAAAGUUUGAUGUGCUAAUUAGGAGAAUUCUAUAUUUAUGCUGGUUGUCAAAUAUGUCAGCCAUUAUAGGGAUUCUAUUCUGUUACAUAUAACACAACAAAAUGCUCUAUUUUUGAUAAAAAUAAAUUUGAUGCAAUCACUUCUAAUAAAAUUUAACUCAAACCUGGGUUUUGGAGGCCAAAUUAAAUUUCAGAUUAUGUAGAAUUAUGCUUUAAAAACCCAACUUACUGUGAAGGGGGAUGGAAAUAUGGAAAUGAACUUUGCUCUCAGGGUCACAUUGGGGGAUUAUGUGAAGAAUGUGAUCGAUAUGAUAUAAGAGGAGCAGGAUAAUUCUUUAAAGACUAAAAGCAACUAGAAUGUAAAUAAUGUUUAGAAUUUUCUGGGUUGUUAUUAACCUUUUUGUUAAUUUCAAUUUGGUACAAUAUUUUUAAUUUCUUUAGGUCUAUCCUUCCUACUUUAUUAACCAUCCAAAGUAUUGAAAGAUCGAAUUAAUUAUUUGCAUUACUUAAGGUUAGAAAAUAAUUUGUAGAAAUUUUAUUCAAACUAAAUUAAGGUAACAUUAAUAAUGUAUAUUUAGAUCAUGAAAGCAUUUUGCUUAAAUUAUUUCUUAAUUAUUUGUGGGUUUUUUGUCUUAUUUUUACAUUUAAUAUUCGUUUCUCCUUUUCUUUGAAUGUUGUAAAAUAAUCUAAUGAUACGUCCUAUUAUAUGGCCAAUUAUUUUGAUUGUAUUUUGGCUGAAAUUUAAGGGAUAGAUUUAAUUUACAGUAGAAUCUUGGUUAUGUUUGUAUUAUUAGUUGGCUAGAUAUUAAUUAUCUAUAUUGGAUUUUAAGUGGCAUCAGACUUGAAUAAAACUAAAUUUAGGAUAAGGGUCUUAUCUAUUACAAUUUUGUAUUUGUACAUCUAAAAUUAUGCAUCCUUGAUUAAUUAGUAAAUUAAUAUGUAUUAGCACUAGAUUUUUUUUGAUUAUUGCUGUGAGAAAGAUCUCAAAUCUAAAUUAUAUAUCAGGCGAUGUAUCUCUACUAUAUGGAUCGGAUAGUCACAUCUUAUGGAUAAAAAGAUUUGCAAUUCCUGGAUCUUCAUUUAUUGGAUUGAUCGUACCUUUAUUGUUGUUUCUACUUUUGUACAUUAAUAGAGAAAAUCAUAACAAGAUAAAAUUUCGAAGACAUAUAGGAUAUUUAUUUAAUGAAUAUACCUAAAAGAACUAUUUUUGGGAAAUGAUUAAAUUGUGGAAGAAAACUAUUAUUAUUAUUUUAAUCUACUUUGAAACUGACAUCUUUUUGAAAGCAACAUUAUUAGGGCUUUGCUUAAUGUUUUACUAAUUGAUUGCCUUGAAGUAUAAACCCUUUAUACUUAAUAUGUAUAAUCAAUUGGAUAUUCAAAGCGGUCAAUAUUGUUCUAUCACUAUAUUUUUUGCAGUUGUCAAAUAUAUAUGUGAAUAAUCGGAGUAAUAUAAUAUUUCAGAACUCAUUCAAAAUUUAAUUAUUAUUUUGAGCAUUAUUUUGAGUUACCCCUUUAUUAUCAAAAUUCUAAAAGUCUAUUAGAGUAAAUACAAGCUCGUGGUUUUAACAUCAUUGUUAAAAGGCUUUAUAGCUUUCAAACCUAGUUUUAAAUUCACUAAGUUUUUGAGAGAAAAAUUAACAUAAUCGAGAUAGAGGGAAGAAAGGACUAAACGCAAUAUCUAAAAAUUGAGGUCACUCCUUUUUUCUCAAAAGGUCUCAGGGCGAUUUUAAUAAAAUUCAUGUUAGGGAGCGAUUAACCUUACACUAAACAGUUUGUAAAAAAAAUAAAUAACUUUAACCUUAAAUUGCAAUUUUAAGACAUAAAUUUGA
Paramecium octaurelia is the source of this 1831-nucleotide messenger RNA. The record is from the annotation of a GenBank genome assembly. NCBI's taxonomy places the organism in Eukaryota, Ciliophora, Oligohymenophorea, Peniculida, Parameciidae.